AUGGCCUCUUCAGAGAGGAUGUCAAGCGCCAAGAAAAAGGACGACAAGAAGUGUGCCACCAAAGAGCACAGACAGCUGUCCAGCAUCAUGGGAGUCAUGAACAACCUGAGAAAACAGGGUACACUCUGUGAUGUGACCCUGGUGGUUCAGGGGAAACACUUUCCCGCCCACAGAGUAGUUCUAGCUGCUGCCAGCCGCUUCUUCAGCCUCAUGUUCACCAGCAGAAUGAUGGAGUCAGUGUCCCAUGAGGUGGAGCUCAGGAGUGCUGAGCCUGAGAUCAUUGAGCUGUUGAUUGAAUACAUUUACACGGCACAAAUCUCAGUGAACAGCAGUAAUGCCGAGUCACUGUUGAACGCAGCCAACCAGUACCAGAUUGAGCCCGUGAAGAAGAUGUGUGUGGAGUUUCUUAAAGGACAGGUUGAUGCAACAAACUGCCUCGGUAUUUCAUCCCUUGCAGACUGUAUGGACUGUCCAGAGCUGAAGGCGGCAGCAGAGGACUUUGUCCAGCUCCACUUCACUGAAGUCUACAAACUGGAUGAAUUCCUGCAACUGAACGUUAUGCAGCUCACUCGCAUACUGCACCAGGACAAACUCACCGUCCGUGCUGAGGCCCAGAUCUAUGAUGCUGCCGUGCGCUGGUUGAAGUACGAUGUGUGUAACAGACAGCGGUACAUGGCGGAGGUGUUGGGGUGCGUUCGCUUUCCUCUGGUCUCCAAAACCUUCCUCUCAAAGACUGUGCGGACUGAGCCUCUCAUCCAGGACAACCCAGAGUGCCUCAAGAUGGUCCUCAGUGCGAUGUGCUACCGCCCGCUGUCCCUGAAGGACCGGAGGGACCUGGGAGAGAGCAGCCGACCGCGGCGCAAGAAGCACGACUACCGCAUUGCUCUGUUUGGAGGCUCACAGCUUCAGUCCUGCCGCUACUUCAACCCCAAGAACUCCAGCUUUACAGAAACUCGCUCCACCUUCAAAAGGCACUGCACUGCCACGGCUGUCUUCUGGGACAAAGUCGUGUACUUUUUGGGUGGCUCACGGGCCAUCACCAUGGACUGCUAUGAUAUUGCGAAGAACAGCUGGUGUUUCAAGCUGGGCCUGCCCACACCUCGGAACAACCUGUCUGCCUGCGUCGCCAGUGGCAAGAUCUACACAUCUGGGGGGUUGGAAGCGGGGAGCUCGGCCCUUGACUUUUUCGAAUGCUAUGACAUAAGGACGGCAUCGUGGCAAAUCAAAACCAGCAUGCUGAUGGCCCGCUUCAGCCACGGUUCAGUGGAGGCCAACGGGCUCAUUUAUGUUUGUGGAGGAGUGGCGGGCAACAACUUCUCUGGGAGGGUCCUCAACAACUGUGAGGUCUAUGAUCCUAAAACGCAUCAAUGGAGGGAGUUGUGUGGGAUGAGAGAGGCCAGGAAGAACCACGGGUUGGUGGUUGUCAACAACAGGAUCUAUGCUGUUGGAGGGCAGGGGGCACUGGGUGGACUGGUUUCAGUGGAAUACUACAGCAUUGCUGAUAAUGAGUGGUGUGCUGCCUCGCCUAUGCCAUGGCGAGGUGUGGCGGUGAAGUGUGCAGCAGUAGGAAACGUCAUCUAUGUGCUGGCAGGCAGGGGGGAAUUAGGGGAGCGAAUGCCAGAGAUACUUGAGUACCACAUUGGAACAGACAGGUGGGUGGCGACGUGCAAAAAUGUGCCAGGGUCUCUCCCCAGCAACUGCCUGAUCUGUGUGGUCAACAUAUAAGUCAACAAAGACAUGGAGCUCGUAGAUUCUCAGCCACAUGCUGCAUCCACUGCCCCUUCAUCUGCCUCAACCUGA
Stegastes partitus (bicolor damselfish) is the source of this 1800-nucleotide messenger RNA. RefSeq names its product kelch-like protein 7. Lineage: Eukaryota; Metazoa; Chordata; Actinopteri; Pomacentridae. The record is from RefSeq and is a predicted model, not a curated record. Gene Ontology annotation, molecular function: protein binding. The transcript has 12 exons.